Messenger RNA from Anastrepha obliqua, 2168 nucleotides. RefSeq lists its product as uncharacterized. The record is from RefSeq and is a predicted model, not a curated record. Bases 319 to 798 code for a protein of 159 amino acids. Gene Ontology annotation, molecular function: zinc ion binding. NCBI's taxonomy places the organism in Eukaryota, Metazoa, Arthropoda, Insecta, Diptera, Tephritidae. The transcript has 3 exons.
UGAUGGCAGUAACGACAGCGCCAAACCACACCAACAGCAAUAGCAGUGAUUUGCAAUUCGUUUCUCAGUUGAUCGCUUUGCUUUGACGGUAUUUGAAGCGAAAUUCGAAAAUUCGUGCUUUGAUUGAAUGCUAUUCGUCGUGUCGUGAAAAUUUGAAUAAAAAAAGUUAGCAAAAAACAAAAAAGAAAAAAUUUAUAAAAAUAAAAUCGUAAAAAAUUGCUGAACUGUCGAAAAAUCCUCCUCUGCACCCCCACCCGCGCAUAGCAUAUGCUAACCCACGCAUACAAGUAGAUUAGUGGCGCAAAGCAGCUGUCGAAUAUGGCGAUCGCACAAUCAACUGUCAUUGUCACAAUUGACAGCAAUGAAGGCAUCUUGGAAGAUAUGACGCCGGUGUUGCCUUCAAAUGUUGGUCAUUUGCUGGCAGAACCCGUUGAUAUACAAUGCCCAGCGUGCGGCAAGAAAUGCGUAACCCGUGUGGAGCGGCAGGCAGUGACGUUUGUGCAGAAAUUUGUGGCUGCGAUUAAUUUUUGCCUUUGUUGCAACCCCAUUAGCUGGAGCGGCCGACAUGACGUCAAUCACUAUUGCAGCGAAUGUGGGUGCUAUAUUGGACGCUACAUAACGUUGAGUUGGUAUAAGAAGCAGCUGUUCAAAAUGCAACGAUCGGAUGUUGUGCUCGAAAAUAAGUGGCAACGUUUUAGGAAGGUCGAAAAGGAAACACUUGACAGCAAAAUAAUCGCGAAACAGAUAGCGAGGGAGUUGACGAAAUUGAAGACGACAACGAGAGAGACGAACGCUUGAAAUUUAUUGGGAACCAAAUUUCCACGCAACAAAACCGGGAAAAUUCACCAUUGUCUGGUGAAAAUCUGCCUCAUUCUGAUGUUAACGAUGCAAAUACCAAUUUCGACCAAUCAAAUGAUGCAGGUCAGCAAAGUUGAAAACGAGCAUGGAUACGUAAUUACUGAACAAGGAAAAUUUUAUCAAUCAACUAACUUCACUAAUAAAAUUCUAACCGUAAACCGGACCGAAAUUGAGCUAGCAUACCAGAAACUUAAACAUGAGUUCGAUGAAAACAAAUUAUUACAAACGAAUAUAAUUACAAGAUACAUAAAAUUAGCUGAAAAAGAGAAAGAAAUGUUUCACAUUAGGCAUAAAAGAGGGCUUUUUAAUGCAAUAGGCAGCAGUUUAAAAUUUCUGUUCGGAACACUUGAUGAAGAGGAUAGAGCAACAAUGCAAAGGGCGUUAGAAAAUAUUCAGAAAAACCAAAUAAAUACAGAAGAAUUAAAUUCAAUCAUACAGCACAUAAAUGAGGAACAUAAAUUCUUUAAUCAACUCAAAAAUACUACUAAUUCACUACAGAAUCAAUUUACUCAAAAAAUAGUGUCAGAUACCUUUCUUAACACUAUCAAAAGUUACCUUGAGCAUAUACAGGACGUGCAAUUGGGUUUGCAAUUGGCCAGGCUGGGAAUCAUUAACUCCAAACUUAUUGACUUAGAGACAGCAAGUAAAAUUACAUCAGACCAAUUCGAGGAAAUAAGAACAUCAGUUUGGAAAACUGAGAAUAUUUUAUAUUUUGUAUUGUCUGUACCGCAAGAAAUAAGAACAUUGCCAAAACUUCGUAUUUUUCCGAUACCAAAUAGUCAACAUUUUGAAAUUAAAGUAGACCCUAACCAGGAAUACGUUCUUAUUAAUCAAACUUUGUACAAAAUAAAUAAUAAAAAAAAAAUUGGAAACCGAAAGUAAUGAAUGUAUAAGAAACAUAUUAAACAACAUAAACACCAAAUGCGAAUAUGCAAAAAAUACCAAAUCUGGGCUUUAUUAUUUCGCUCCAAAUAUAAUUAUCACUAAAAAUAUGAACAAAACGAAUUGUAUUCAAAACUGUAAUAAUCUUAAGUUAGAAAUAGCUGGCAAUAAUAUUAUAACUUUUGACAAUUGUAAGAUUCAAAUUAACGAUUUUAUAAUUGAAAUCGAAAAAAUUAAAGAUUUUGUAAAUCUAAUGCCAUAUGCUAAAGAAAUAAAACAAAUUGAAUUUGAAAAUAUAACGUUAACAGAUAUAAAGUUACACGUUGACCACAUUGAGAACCAAAAUGGUAAAAUCUCAAUAGUUUUAAUAAUAUCGAUUACUUUAGGCAUGUUACUAGUUGUUUUAUUUUUCUACAAUUCAAAAUGUA